Molecule: messenger RNA, 885 nt
Organism: Beauveria bassiana ARSEF 2860
Lineage: Eukaryota; Fungi; Ascomycota; Sordariomycetes; Hypocreales; Cordycipitaceae
Product: phosphotransferase enzyme family protein
Exons: 2
Coding region: 1-885 (294 amino acids)
Source: RefSeq, a predicted model, not a curated record
AUGCCUCCAAGCCCUUUCUCUAUUAUUGUGCGGGCUUUCCUCGAGCCCCUCGCGCGCCUCACCGGCGCCAUGAGAAGGCUCUUUGCCUUCAUAUGGAAGCCCAAGAAAGCCGAUGGUUCAGAUGCUAGCAAAGCUGAAGAAGCUCUUGAGCCGGGUACCAAGAUUUUACUACUGGGGCUCAUGCGCAAAGUGGUGCUGCUCGAGCCAUCAAAUACAGUUGUCAAGUCUGGGAGAUACUUGGAUCCCGCCGAGGCAGAGGGUCUCAAAGUCGCCAACGAGGCGAACAUCCCAUCUCCUCGUCUGCAUAAUGUGAUCCGCCAACCUCGCCAGCUUGAAAUAAGUAUGGACUAUGUUCCAGGGCAGACGCUGGAAGAACUAUGGCCCAACAUGUCUGCUGAUGAGAAGAAGAGCGCUGCCACUCAACUUCGUGAAAUAAUCGAGCAAAUGCAAGCGAUAGAGCCGCCGCCCAACUAUAUCGGCCGUUGCAGCGGCACUGGAGUCCGCGACACACGUGUGCGCAUGACAUACGAUGGGCCAGUUUGCAAAGACGAAACAGAAUUCAACGAAUACUUGAUUUCGUCACUUUUUCCACCAAUACCCUCUGUACUAAAGAGCUCAUUUCGUGACCACCUACGAACUGGCCAUCGCAUCGUUUUCACGCAUGGAGAUCUUGCACCAAGAAAUAUCAUGAUGCAAGAUGGGAAAAUCUCCGGUAUUGUUGAUUGGGAGGAGUCCGGGUGGUAUCCAGAGUAUUGGGAACUUAUAAAGUUCAUCGAACGUCCUGCCAAGGCCGACUGGAAGCAAUACGCGGAAAUUAUAUUCCCUAAGCAAUACCCAACUGAACUGCUUGCCUACACGGCCAUAUCCAAGUGGCGAGCCGGUUGA